Molecule: messenger RNA, 1152 nt
Organism: Ochlerotatus camptorhynchus
Lineage: Eukaryota; Metazoa; Arthropoda; Insecta; Diptera; Culicidae
Exons: 1
Coding region: 1-1143 (380 amino acids)
Source: RefSeq, a predicted model, not a curated record
AUGCAGCGCAAACCGGUUGUCUCGAAAACUGAUUCCGCAAUUUUGAAGCCAGUCCAAGAGCGGAAAGCGUCGAACUUAUCCAGAGGCAAACCUUCGCCAUGUUGCAGCCGUAGCCGUAUUCCGGUGCGCCCGAAAAGUGCAACUCAUUGCUGUGGGGCAACGAAUCCACCUGAGCGCCGUCCAUGGUCCAGUAGCGUUUUCGUUGAUCGGAAAGCUUCCACCGGGCAUAGCGAGAAGCAUGAUCCAAAUCCUGUGAUUAAUCGGAAAUUGGGCCAUAUUCCUUCGUACAUAAAGAAGAAGCAUUCUACAGCAUCACUUGGGAAGCCCAUGAAUCAAGGGAAAACUGAAGACCGGCUUGAAGAUGAAGCUCCACCGCCACUUGUUCCCAGUGAAAUUGGCCAUACUGAGAAACGACUGCAAAGGGAAGGCACAUUCAACCGAAAGGAUGACGACAAAGGAGAAGUUGUUCCUACCGAUGUUGAGAAGCAGCUAGAAGAUGCGUUGAGGGACUUGACCGAAGAGAAGCAAAUGCUCCUGGCACAGAAUCAGUGGCUCCAGGAAGAAUCGGCGUUGCGGCUGAAGAUAAUUGAAACAGAGAGUCAGAGGAAUAAGCAGCUGGAGAUCACUUUGCAACAGAUGACCGAGAAAAUGGAUCGAAUGAGAAGUGAAAUCGUUGGCACUGAGAGCAUCGCCGAACUACAUCGUAACCGAGAUGAGCUGAGGCGUCAAGUUGAGAACCUGAUUACGGAAAACGCCUCCUUGAGGAAAGAGAACGAAACGUUUCGGAAACAGCAGAGCGAAGAUAUUCUGUGCUUGGAAGAGGAUUUUGAACCGAAUCAACCCAACCCGACGAUUGAACAUCUGGAACGGAAUCUGAAGAAGUAUCGUGCCGCCCGAAGGAAGUUGAAAGGAGUUAUCGAGAAGCUGAUUUCCGAAAACCAUCGCUUGCGAGAAUCUAUCGAGAACCACCGGAACGAAGGAUCAUUUGCCGAGAAUGAUGCAGUCGAAAUGAAGGUUAAUCCCCUAGAUGGGGAUGUCAGUGAAGACGAAGAGAUCAUCAACAGGACGAAUUACUUUGAAGAGCGAAGGAAACAGAAACGAUCCCAGCAGAAGUGCAUCGAUGUGAGGAAGUAUGCGUUGUGAUUUGAAGUG